AUGUCCCCCGAGGGGCUGGCCGCCUGGCUCUGGUCCCUGGACGGCCUGCGGGACUGCGUGGCCUCGGGCAUCCAGGCGGUGAGGGACUGGGAUGCCACGGCCGUGGCUGCCGUGGGCUGCCUGCUGGUCCUGUUCGUGUGGUACUGCUACCAGGUGGGCCGCGAGCAGCCGCGGCCCUACGUGUCGGUGAACUCGCUGCUGCCAGGUGCCGAGGCCGUGGGCCUGCAGAACGGGUGUGCGGCCUGCCAGGCCCCCGAGUGCGCCCGCUGCGCGCGCGGCGACGGCCUGGACCAGAAGCUCUACCACAACCUGCAGGAGUACGCCAAGCGCUACUCGUGGGCCGGCAUGGGCCGCAUCCACAAGGGCAUCCGCGACCAGGGCCGCUACCGCGCCGGCCGGCCCUCCAUCCAGAAGCCCGAGGUCUUCUUCCUGCCCGACCUGCCCACCGCGCCCUACUUCGCGCGCGACGCACAGAAGCACGACGUGGAACUGCUGGAGCGCAACUUCCAGACCAUUCUGUGCGAGUUCGAGGCCCUGUACAAGGCCUUCUCCAACUGCAGCCUGCCGCAGGGCUGGAAGGUGAACAGCACGGCUGGCGGCGAGUGGCUCACCUUUUACUUGGUCAACCAGGGUGUGUGCAUCCCCAGGAACUGCAGGCGGUGCCCACGGACGUCGCGCUUGCUCGGCAGCCUGCGUACCUGCAUUGGGAACAAUGUGUUUGGGAACGCGUGCAUCUCCGUGCUGAACCCCGGGACGGUGAUCGCCGAGCACUACGGGCCCACCAACAUCCGGGUCCGGUGCCACCUAGGUCUGAAGACGCCGAGCGGCUGUGAGCUGGUGGUGGGGGGCGAGCCACAGUGCUGGGCGGAAGGCCGCUGCCUCCUCUUCGACGACUCCUUCCUGCACACCGCCUUCCACCAAGGCUCGGCAGAGGACGGUCCACGUGUGGUUUUCAUGGUGGACCUGUGGCACCCUAACGUGGCAGCUGCUGAGCGGCAGGCCCUGGAUUUCAUCUUUGCGCCAGGACGAUGAGGACACUGUCCUUGCCAAAGCCAGCAAGAUGGGCUGGCUGAGCCCAGCCAGGAGUGCAGGACGGCCGCACCGCACUGUGCCAGGCGCCACGCGGGUGCAGA
Molecule: messenger RNA, 1133 nt
Organism: Perognathus longimembris pacificus (Pacific pocket mouse)
Lineage: Eukaryota; Metazoa; Chordata; Mammalia; Rodentia; Heteromyidae
Gene: Asphd2
Product: aspartate beta-hydroxylase domain containing 2
Exons: 3
Coding region: 1-1032 (343 amino acids)
Source: RefSeq, a predicted model, not a curated record